Nicotiana tabacum (common tobacco) is the source of this 2477-nucleotide messenger RNA. The record is from RefSeq and is a predicted model, not a curated record. Lineage: Eukaryota; Viridiplantae; Streptophyta; Magnoliopsida; Solanales; Solanaceae.
UCAAUUUCUUGGUAAUAAAAGAAGAUAUUACAACUCUUGCUUAGCUAGAGCGCGGCAAUUUCUUAGAGAGAGAGUGUGUGUGUGAGAGAGAGAGGGGGGGAUCAGAGGGGUAAGAGGAAAGGAGAAAGAAGAGUACUAGAGAGUCGGUCUAGGAAGGGAAAAAUGAGGAGUGGACCGAAAGUUUUGGCGAUAAAUUUGAUGGAAUAAAUGUGAGAAAUAGCAUUUUUAUAGGAAGCUUUAGAUUUGCAAUUUAAACUUUUAAAUUUUCUUGAAAUGUUGGUUCCCUUUUUAAUGAUCUGAUCUGUCUCUCAGACAACUUUAAACAACUGGUUAUGAGAAAAAUCCGAACUUUUCAGAUACUCUUCCUUUUUCUCCUUUAAACCUGCUCUUUAUAGCUUUCAACACUAAAUCUUUGUACAUUUUUAUGUAAAUGAAUUCCAUAUAUAUUGAAAAAGAUGCAAUCUUUGCUGAAUUAUGGGUGUUAUUUAAGUUGCAGAUCUUGACUUGAUGACAUACAAGAUUUCAUGUAACGUACAAAUGGGGAAUUGGGUUUUUUUUUCCUUUAAAUUUGGCUUCUUUCUGAUUUUCUUGAAUUUUUUCCAUCUGGGGUUCUUUCAAAACCCUUAGAUUAUCUGUAUCUUAAAGAGUAACAUGGGUUACAUAGUCUAUAAAUAUUUGCCCUUUAGGUUUUACUUGAGUAUUAUAUAAUAUAUAGUUUUCUUGAUAUAUGAUGCAUAGGACUAUAAUGGCUAUAGAGGAACAUACUCAUAGGUAUAGUAAUAGCAGUGGGGGUGGGGGUGGACUUGGUGUUGCUCNUGGGGGUGGUUCUGGUGGUGGGGGUGGUGGUGUUAGUAGUAGAGCCUCAAAAAAGUUGAAGCAAAAAAAAGUCCCACAAAGAGGACUUGGUGUUGCUCAACUUGAGAGGAUGUUAGAAGAACAACAUAAAAAAGAUUCAAUUUUGACACCAAAUUUAGUGCAUUCAACCAAUACUAUGUCCAAAAACUUAGCAGUUGAAUGUCCUACUUUUAGGCCUACAAUCAACCCUUCUUCAAUCCCUUUACCACCACCAUUAAAAAUGGAUCUACGAACUUCGAAAAGUUGUGUCUUUAGACCAAAUCCAUCUGGUCCUGUUAUUGAUGGUUUUCGUCCUAAGACUUUACAAUCAUCAAAACCAUUGAACAGGAGUGGAUGUGAGUUAAGUUGGUCCUCUGUUUUGAGUCCAGGGAGUGAUAAUUCCCCUAAAUUAUGGAGUUGUGAGUACAGUCCUGAAAGAGAAAGCCAACAGGGAAAUCACAAUGGUGUUAUUUUCGGGCCAAAUGUAAAUUUGCCUAAUGAACUGCAUAACCCCAUUUUGCCUCUACCAAGUGUGCUGCAAAGGUCACAACAAUAUCAGCAACCUUCUUGUUCUUCAUCAAUGGUGAAUAUCUCAUCAGGGAUUUCAUCAUCAUCGUCAUCUGUGUUAAAUUAUCAGAUGGAGCCCCCUUCAAACCAAAAUUAUUAUUGCUGUAAUUAUUUACCUCUGUGGCCUGAAGAAGUGAAGAUGGUUGGCAUGAAAAGGCCAUAUCCCUUCUCUCCAGAGUAUCCACCAGUCCCUUCAUUUCAUUGCAAGUUUCCGCCGGGCUAUGUUAGCCUUGCAUCCAGAUCGCCUGAAUCAGCUUCCUGCAGCAAUGAAUGCACAGCCAGUUUAGAAUCAGGCAAUCGACUUAAAAGAGAAGUUCCUUCAGGAUCACGAUCUAUAUCCGAGUCCAAACCAAGGAAUGUCUUCGGACAAAAUAGAGCUCUUAAUGGAGAUUUUCUCACGUUGGCUCCUCCUUCAACUGCUUCACCAUAUCAGAGUCAAGAGACACUUACAUUGGAAUCCACAAACUGUCAGGGAGUGGCUGAAGAGCCCACGACAUGUUCAGGUUUAAACAGAUCAGUUCAACAACCCAUAUUCGGAUUCUUCCCAUCUGCAAAGGUACAACUCGGCCAAGAAGGAACGAACAAAAGCAACUGCCACGCUGAAGUAGCAGAAACUGUUGAUCUCAAUCUGAAGCUAUAGAAAUUUGGUAAAUUUAUCCGUGGUUCUUUUGCCUGGAGAAUGGUUUUUUAACAUCUGUUUGAGAAAUGGCUCCUUCAAGUCUUAAGGUGCUUGCAGCACUUCUAUUCCUCUGUGCGGUAGAAUAACAUUCUUUCUGAUGAAUGUCUUCACCGUUUGUUGGGUUAAUUUGUAGUUAAACUGCAUAUACAAGCUUGAGCAUGAAAAAAAUAUGCCAUGAUCUUGGCCGCAUACGCAUGAUAAUAUGAAAAGUCAUAUAGGAGAGGUGUGGAUUAGCCUCUCGGUCUAUGACACGAUGAGAAGUGAGAUUUUGAAGAGAUUUUUCAAGUGGGACGCGUGGACUUAGUCUUUCUGGUACAAUUGAUUUGUAUGUCUCAACUUUGGUAAACUGUUAGUAUGUUAUGCAUGACGCGUUGAUUCAUUUGGCUAUUAAGUUUUA